Molecule: messenger RNA, 306 nt
Organism: Peniophora sp. CBMAI 1063
Lineage: Eukaryota; Fungi; Basidiomycota; Agaricomycetes; Russulales; Peniophoraceae
Source: the annotation of a GenBank genome assembly
AUGUCCCCCAACCUUGUACCGGUGUAUCCCAUCGACUCGAUCGAGACUGACUAUAUCUCGUCCAAGGUUGUCGACACCGAUCCUGUUGGACAUCUUCCUGUUGGACAUCUUCCUGCGAACACUAGUGUUGCUAUGGCGAGCAAGGAUGUGUGUGAGCUCGAAGCUGAGUGGUGGUCGAAUGAGAGGGAUCUCGAGAGACUCAGAGACCAGUCUGACCUGGCCUGGCGCGAUGCUGACUCUGUGUGCGAUCUGGUGGGGGCCAUCUACGGUUGGAUUAGCAAGCUCGAAGUCACGAUCACUACCUAG